UGAGGGGUGUCCGUCCGCUCUGUACGGAGGGGGGCCGAGCUCUGGCUCUGCAGUUCCUCUUCUGUGAACACCUGGGUCUCGUGUUCCUCCCCGGCUUCCCGUGGGUCUCCCCGCAGCCUUACCUCCCUCUCUCCUUCCCCUUCUCUUUUCACACACAGGACGCCCAGAAGCCCUCCGUCUCAGAGAUGCUGCCGCUGCUGCUGUCCCUGCUGUGGGCAGGGUCCCUGGCUCAGGACAGAGAAUACCGGCUGGAAGUGCAGGAGUCCGUGACGGUGCAGGAGGGCCUGUGUGUCCGCGUGCCCUGCUUCUUCCACCAUCCCUGGGUCUACUGGGACGACUCUGUCCCAUCUUUCGGCUACUGGUUCCAGGAAGGGGCCAGAACCGACCAGGAUCGUCUAGUGGCCACAAACGACCCAGGUCGUGGGGUGCUGACGGACACCCAGGGCCGAUUCCACCUCCUUGGAGACCCCUGGACCUACAGCUGCUCCCUGGACAUCAGAGAUGCACGGCAGGGAGACACGGGGACAUACUUCUUUAGGGUGGAGAGAGGGCCUUUUGUGAAAUAUAAUUAUUUAGAGAACAAGCUCCGCCUGCAUGUAACAGCUCUGACACAGACACCCGACAUCCACGUCCAGGGGACCCUAGAAUCUGGCCUCCCCAGG
This is a messenger RNA of Aethalodelphis obliquidens (Pacific white-sided dolphin), 662 nucleotides long. Its product is annotated as sialic acid-binding Ig-like lectin 14. Gene Ontology annotation, biological process: cell adhesion. The record is from RefSeq and is a predicted model, not a curated record. The transcript is spliced from 3 exons. Gene Ontology annotation, cellular component: plasma membrane. Gene Ontology annotation, molecular function: sialic acid binding. NCBI's taxonomy places the organism in Eukaryota, Metazoa, Chordata, Mammalia, Artiodactyla, Delphinidae. The annotation marks the transcript as partial.